AUGCAGAGCGGUGACGCGGACCCGUUCACGCUCAAUGAGAGUGACGUGGAAGACCUUCGGUCGGUGGUCAACGGAGUCAACAACCACUACGUGUCCAAGGACACUGCCAUUGACUCGCCAGACCAGACGAACCUUCCCAGCAGCGUCGACAUCGUCGCGGAGCUGACGGCCAUUUUGCAGCGCGUCGAGCGGGGCGAAUACGAACGGCUGGUGGACGCCCACGUGGACACGUUCAACGCGAUCAACAGUCUGAUUGCGGCAAGCAGCAGCAGCAGCGGCGGCAACGGCGGCGGCGACAGAGAGAGGGAGUUGCGUGAGGCACUUCCUGUGUUCCAGGGUGAUGUGUUGAGGAGACGACUCCAGUACAGGCAACACCAGCAGCCCUACAGGCGCCAGCAGCAGCCACAGCGGCAGUUGCAGGAGCAACAAGUGGAGGGGCAAGGGGCGGAGGGGCAAGAGGCAGAGGGGCAAGAGGAGCAAGGGCAAGAGGAGCAGGGGCAAGAGGAGCAGGGGCAAGUGGAGCAGGGGCAAGAGGCGCAGGGGCAAGAGGCGCAGGGGCAAGAGGAGCAGGGCAAGAAGCGCAGGUGCAAGAGGAGCAGGGGCAAGAGGAGCAGGGGCAAGAGGAGCAGGGGGGAGCAGGGGCAAGAGGCGCAGGGUCAAGAGGCGCAGGGUCAAGAGGCGGAUGGGGAAGAGGCGGGUGGGGAAGAGGCGGGUGGGGAAGAGGCGGGUGGGGAAGAGGCGGGUGGGGAAGAGGCAGGUGGGGAAGAGGCGGGUGGGGAAGAGGCGGGUGGGGAAGAGGUGGGUGGGGAAGCGGGUGGGGAAGAGGUGGGUGGGGAAGAGGUGGGUGGGGAAACUGGUGGGGAAGAGGCGGGUGGGGAAGAGGUGGGUGGGGAAGCGGGUGGGGAAGAGGCGGGUGGGGAAGAGGCGGGUGGGGAAGAGGCGGGUGGGGAAGAGGUGGGUGGGGAAGCGGGUGGGGAAGAGGCGGGUGGGGAAGAGGUGGGUGGGGAAGCGGGUGGGGAAGCGGGUGGGGAAGAGGUGGGUGGGGAAGAGGCGGGUGGGGAAGAGGUGGGUGGGGAAGAGGUGGGUGGGGAAGAGUCGGGUGGGAAAGAGGUGGGUGGGGAAGAGGCGGGUGUGGAAGAGGGGGUUGGGGAAGACUCGGGUGGGGAAGAGACGGAUGGGCAAGGGGCGCUGGUGGUAAUCAUCUUCUAA
Molecule: messenger RNA, 1209 nt
Organism: Closterium sp. Naga37s-1
Lineage: Eukaryota; Viridiplantae; Streptophyta; Zygnematophyceae; Desmidiales; Closteriaceae
Source: the annotation of a GenBank genome assembly